UUUCCCAAACAACCCCCCUCUACUCCCAACUUCCUUCUCUCUCAUCUUUCUCGCCAGCUAUGGCUUUUCCUCAUCACCAUUUCCAACAACACCACCACCACCUCCAGCAACCACCGCCCAAGCAGCAGCAAUCUUUAAGGGACAUUUACAGCAACAUGGAAGCCGCCCAGAUUUCACCGCCGGUGGCCUUCUUCAAUGGGAUGAAUCUCCCUGAUCAAUCCAACCACCCUCCUUAUGUCCCUCCUUUUCAAGUUGUGGGCUUAGCUCCGGCGACGGUGGAGGAGCAAGGAGGAGGGCUGGAAUUGCAGUGGAAUUACGGGUUCGAGCCGAAGAAAAAGAGGCCCAAAGAGCAGGAUUUUCUUGAUAAUAAUCACCAUAAUAACAACAAUAAUAAUUCGCAGAUGUCUUCUGUGGAUUUCUUACAGGCUCGAUCAGUGUCAACCGGGCUGGGCUUGUCUUUGGAUAAUACCAACAACAACAAUACUAAUAAUAAAACCUGGUUGGCUUCUUCUGGUGACUCAGCUUUUCUAGGGAUUGUUGGUGAUGAACUUGAUCUUGAGUUCCACAGGCAAGAUGCUGAAAUUGAAAGAUUCUUAAAGAUUCAGGGUGACCGAUUGAGGCAAGCUAUUUUGGAGAAGGUUCAGACAAACCAGCUCCAAACCAUCUCGUACGUUGAAGAGAAAGUCCUGCAGAAACUCCGUGAGAAAGAGGCAGAGGUGGAAGACAUUAACAAGAAGAACAUUGAACUGGAGCUAAGAAUGGAACAGUUGUCCCUUGAGGCAAAUGCAUGGCAACAGCGUGCUCAGUACAAUGAAAACAUGGUCAAAACUCUUACACUGAACAUACAACAAGUCUUUGCACAAAGUAGAGAUAGUAAAGAAGGUUGUGGUGAUAGUGAGGUAGAUGAUACUGCCUCUUGCUGCAAUGGUCGAACGCUUGAUUUUCACCUGCUACGCAAAGAUGGUAAUGAGAUGAAGGACUUGAUGAAUUGCAAGGUUUGUAGAGUUAAUGAGGUGUGCAUGCUUUUAUUACCUUGCAAGCAUCUCUGUCUGUGUAAAGACUGUGAAAGUAAGGUUAGUGUUUGUCCCUUGUGUCGUUGCGCUAAGCAAGUUGGAAUGCAGGUUUUUAUGUAAUUGGAUCACAUGAAGCUAAUGUAACAUCCAUCUUAUGCGUAUCUGCGGACUGUUUCUUCCAUAUUAAACGUGCUUUGUACAUUUCCACUGC
Molecule: messenger RNA, 1224 nt
Organism: Coffea eugenioides
Lineage: Eukaryota; Viridiplantae; Streptophyta; Magnoliopsida; Gentianales; Rubiaceae
Product: probable BOI-related E3 ubiquitin-protein ligase 2
Exons: 4
Coding region: 60-1133 (357 amino acids)
Molecular function (GO): ubiquitin-protein transferase activity
Source: RefSeq, a predicted model, not a curated record